AUGCCACACUCACACAUGGAUGAGUGCAAGCCGUUGAUGGCAAUGCUGGUCUUCAACCUCAUCUCUGCUGUGCUGACAGCGCUGGUGAAGAAGGCGCUGGAGCAAGGGCUCAACGCCCUGGUCCUCAUCACUCUUCGCCAGUUGGUCGCUACUCUCUUCCUAGCGCCAAUAGCCUACUUCAAAGAACGGAACACAAGGCCUAAGUUCACGCUAGAGAUCUUUGUGUACCACUUCUUCAGUGCAGCGCUUGGUGCUUCCCUCUCGCACUACAGCUUCUUCUACGGGCUCAAGUUCACGACUGCGACGUUUGCCAUAACAUUUGCCAACGUGGCUCCUGUCCUCACCUUCCUCAUUGCCAUAGCUCUACGGGUGGAGUCGCUCAACAUGAAGAGCAAAGCAGGGUGUGCAAAGAUCCUCGGGACGCUCAUGUCGCUCGGAGGAAUGCUGCUGCUGAGCCUCUACAAGGGUGUGGCCGUGACACACCAGAGCAGUGGCACUCCUCCUGCUGCUGCUUCCUCUCAGCAAGUACAAGUAGAAGCAGGCAACGACGACAAGAAGAUUUGGAUGCUGACUGUAGCGUUACUGGCAAACUGCCUCUUCUUCUCCCUGUGGCUUCUGCUGCAAAGCAGGCUGACGAAGAAGUACCCGGCCCUCUACUCCAGCACCGCCUUCAUGUUCUUCAUCAGCACGCUGCAGGCAGGAGCACUGAUGGUGACGAUAGAGAGGCACGCAUCGGUUUGGAUCAUCACAAAGAAGCUGGAGAUCGUCACAAUAUUGUAUUCGGUAAGAUAUAUCAUCUGA
Molecule: messenger RNA, 801 nt
Organism: Miscanthus lutarioriparius
Lineage: Eukaryota; Viridiplantae; Streptophyta; Magnoliopsida; Poales; Poaceae
Source: the annotation of a GenBank genome assembly